Messenger RNA from Scleropages formosus (Asian bonytongue), 4311 nucleotides. Its product is annotated as matrix metalloproteinase-16-like. Gene Ontology annotation, cellular component: plasma membrane; extracellular matrix. NCBI's taxonomy places the organism in Eukaryota, Metazoa, Chordata, Actinopteri, Osteoglossiformes, Osteoglossidae. The coding region runs from base 906 to 2750 and encodes 614 amino acids. Gene Ontology annotation, molecular function: zinc ion binding; metalloendopeptidase activity. The transcript is spliced from 10 exons. Gene Ontology annotation, biological process: collagen catabolic process; proteolysis; extracellular matrix organization. The record is from RefSeq and is a predicted model, not a curated record.
ACUGUAUCCAGGUAACUCCCUGCUGUACUAAAAAAAUUAAAAAGGGAGAAACGGUGAGAAACGAUAACGAAACUAAAGUGAACCUUGGCAAACUGGCAGAAAAAAUAACAGAAUCAAAAUAACCGCAUCAGUCAAAAAUAAUUAAUGAAAAGAUUACAAGUUAUUGUAGCCCAGGUAAUUUUAGAUGUGCUUUUCCCCCUCUUUUACAUCUUGCAAAUUUCUUCUUAAUGCGUUAAGAAAGCGAGGGUCUAAAUUACUGUGUUCAAUACAGGUGCUAUGACUAUGAGGGUCUUCACUGUGUUCAGAGGAGAUGCUCAGUGGGGGGUCUUUCUUUGUUCAGCAGAGGUGCUCGGUGACGGUGUGGAUCUGUGCUGUGUCGGAGGUGUUCAGGGAGAAUGUUUCCUCUGCUCAUCGAGGGUGUCUCCCUCUCCUCCGUCUCCUCCGUCUCCUCCCUCUUCUCUCUCUGCGCCGUCGGGCUCCUGACGCGUCGCUCCGUCCGUUAUAAGCGGCUCCGCUGGGGGCUCCGCAGAGCGCAGGCGCCCUGAAGCGGCUGCGGGUUCAAAACGGCCGGCUAUGCCGCUGAGCCGAGGCAGCCGAGCUGGGAGCGACUGAUCGGCGCAUCCAUCGGGACCUGCGAAGAGCGCGCCGCGCCGCGUCGCGUCGGUCGGGUCGUGGACGGGGACGCGGAGGAGGAGGAGGAGGAGGAGGACGCGGAUUUUGCGUGCCUUUUUCGUGAACCGUGAACGCGCUCCGUACCCGGUACCCGGUAGUCGGUACCCGGGCUGAGAGCUUAAAUCUCCGCCGACGGGAUUUACUCCAUCUACUCGCUCCACCAGUUUUGCUCUUCACUCGCUGAACGCAAGCAGCAAAUAAAUCGAAAGAGAAACUGCCGCGCCGCGGUCGCGAUGGUUUUAUUCACGUUCCGCGCUCCACGACGCGCGAGCAGCGCGUGUCCCGGGCCGCUGUGCCUGCAGCUCGUGCUGUGGAUUGUGUGCGCGGUUUGCGGAGAGGAGCCGCCGUUCAGCGUGGAGGCAUGGCUACAGCGUUAUGGCUACCUCCCACCCACUGACCCCAGAAUGUCCGUCCUGCGUUCCGCCCAGACCAUGCAUUCAGCUAUCGCUGCCAUGCAGCGUUUGUAUGGUCUCAACGUCACAGGAACGCUGGACAGGAACACCAUCGACUGGAUGAAGAAACCCCGCUGUGGGGUACCAGACCAACUGGGAGGUGCAUCCAGGUUCAGUGUGCGAAGACGACGGUACGCCCUCACGGGGCAGAAGUGGCAGCACAAGCAUAUCACCUAUAGCAUAAAGAACUUCACGCCUAAGGUGGGUGCAGAGGAAACGCACAACGCUAUCCGCCGAGCCUUCCAGGUGUGGCAGAGUGUCACGCCUCUGCGCUUUGAGGCCGUGCCCUACAGCGCCCUGGAGAACGGCAAGCGUGAUGUGGACAUCACCAUCAUAUUUGCCUCUGGUUUCCAUGGCGACAGCUCCCCCUUCGAUGGGGAGGGGGGCUUCCUGGCACAUGCCUACUUCCCAGGGCCUGGAAUUGGGGGCGAUACUCACUUUGACUCAGACGAGCCCUGGACCCUCGGGAAUCCCAACCACGAUGGAAAUGACCUCUUCUUGGUCGCGGUGCAUGAAUUGGGCCAUGCGCUGGGCCUGGAGCACUCUAAUGACCCCACUGCCAUCAUGGCGCCCUUCUACCAGUACAUGGACACAGAGAACUUCAAGCUGCCUUAUGAUGACCUGCAGGGCAUCCAGAAGAUAUAUGGUCCGCCGGACAAAAUCCCCCAACCCACCAGGCCGCUGCCGACGGCACCUCCCCCACGGAGCCACGCCCCCUCAGACCCUCGCAAGCACGACAGGCAGACGCGGCCCCCGCGGCUGCCCAACGGGGACAAGCCCCCCUACCCGGCAGGCAGGCCCGAUAUCUGCGAGGGGGGCUUCAACACAUUGGCUAUCUUGCGCAGGGAGAUGUUUGUGUUCAAGGACCAGUGGUUCUGGAGAGUCAGGGACAACACGGUGAUGCCUGGCUACCCCAUGCAGAUCAGCUACUUCUGGAGAGGAUUACCUCCCAAGGUUGACGCUGUGUACGAGAACAGCGAGGGCAAGUUCGUCUUCUUCAAAGGGAACCGGUUCUGGGUGUUCAAGGACACCGUGCUCCAGCCCUCCUAUCCGCAGGACAUCUCCACAUUUGGUAAAGGGAUGCCGGCGCAGAACAUUGAGACAGCUGUGUGGUGGGAGGACGUUGGCAAGACGUACUUCUUCAAAGGCGACAGGUACUGGCGCUACAAUGAGGACAUGAGGACCAUGGACCCUGGCUACCCCAAACCCAUCACAGUGUGGAAAGGCAUCCCAGAGUCUCCCCAGGGGGCUUUUGUGGACAAAGCCAACGGCUUCACAUACUUCUACAAGGGCAAAGAGUACUGGAAGUUCAACAACCAGAAGCUGCGCGUGGAGCCAGGGUAUCCCAGGUCCAUUCUGAAGGACUUCAUGGGCUGCGAGAUGUCCCUGGACCCCGACAGGGAUCGCGAGAGGGACCGUGAGCGGCAGCCGCCACCCGAGGAGGACGUGGAUGUGGUCAUCAAGCUGGACAACACGGCGGGUACAGUGAGGGCGGUGGCUAUUGCCAUCCCCUGCGUCCUGGCCCUCUGUCUCCUGGUGCUGGUGUACACCGUCUUCCAGUUCAAGCGGAAGGGUACCCCCCGGCACAUACUGUACUGCAAGCGCUCCAUGCAGGAGUGGGUGUGACAGUGUGGCUUCCCACACCACCCGUCCUCAUCCCGUACCGUCACGACCAGACACCACCUGCGUCGGUCAAGGUGGAAAAUCGACGAUAACCUGCGGACUGCGGUCCAGCCCUUCCUACGCAUCCUUGGUUUUUUGGCGAUGGGGAGAGGAGGCGUGCACCUCAACCUCCUCGUGGGGGGGAGGGGGCUCAUUAGUUAAACUGCCGCUCCUCUUUGCUCAGUGCAUCCAUAAAAUGGGGUAGGCCUUCAGCUUGGACUCUUCCCACGGUGCACUGCGUUCUCCUUCGCCGCAUCAGGUCUUUUGUUCAGUGGGAAAAAAUGACUGUGCUGUAUCUAAAUGUUAUUCCCCGCUUCAAGCUCAAAACAAAAAGAAAUCCUCUGGAAGUUACUGGAGGAGACACGUUUUUCUUUUUUCUUUGUGUCAUCCUUAAAAUAAUUUAUUUUUCCAGACACUUUCUAAAUGCCCUUUAAGCAUCAUACUUGCGAAGACGAAACACCCGAACCAAAAAGACUUUCUCUCCAAAGAGAACCACUUCCUUUUUGAGUUCUUAUUUUUCUAUCUUUUGCUUUUUACUUUCCUCCUUGUCCUCUGCUCUUGAUACUUUGCAGCGAUUGGGAGCCGGGAACUCUGACUGUUGCGGCAGCGUGCCUGCAAAACAGGGGCCAAGAUUAUCUGCAAUAUUUUUAACCGCCUUAAUUACAGAUCGUGUUCUUCUCGUAUUCUUUUUGUACGCUGCUUUUGUUUGUGGAAAGAGCUGGAUGCAGAAGCAUCCUCCCCUGUGACCUUCCUCUGACUGACAGGCCUUGACCAAGCGUCUUUGCCAAGCGCCACAGGGGCCGAUCUGCCAAACCGCGGGAACAGGGCAGGAGUCAGCCGGCGCUCACAGUGAAAUAUAUCAGUCAAAGUCAGAGUGAGGCCCAAGCCGCAUCCGGAAUAAGCCACUAAAUCCACUGUUAUGUUAUUGUAAACGGCCCAUUCCCUCUAUCAGUUGUGUGCGCGAGAAUGCAAGGUUAUGGGAAGUGGAGGAGAAACGAUGCAUGGACUGAUCCCAGAAACCGACCACUGUACAUCUCCGAUCUUCAGUCUACCCAGCCUGUCAUUUACUGGGUGACUCCGAGGGACGGUCACUGCCACCGUUACCAAGAGUCCUCCAGAUUCCACCCAUCUUGAGAUCUGCAGUAGCGAUGCUGUCGGAGCGAGCUGCUCGAGUCCACAUCUUCAACGCCACAGCAGCGCCGUAGACUGGUGAAGGUGCCAACUCUUGUGAACUGGUCACUUGCCUUGAGACUGGGCUAGAGCUGCCUGUAUGGCAGUGCUACCAGCCGCACCUGACCAGUCCUAUCCCCAGUGCUUCUUGUUCACUUUGCUGUUUUUAUUUUUGUUUUUUACUUUUCUUUUCCUGGUACAAUGGAAAAGACGAUGAAACCUCAAGACUGAAGCGGUACAUUCGAUAUCUCAAAUGAGCUCGACCCAUGUGGAGUGGUUGUUUUUCUUGGUGUCAGUUUGACUUUAUUAUGCAGACGCACAUAUAAAUUUUUUUUUUUUUUUUGCUUAAUUCUUU